Molecule: messenger RNA, 2088 nt
Organism: Mus musculus (house mouse)
Lineage: Eukaryota; Metazoa; Chordata; Mammalia; Rodentia; Muridae
Gene: Mad2l1
Product: MAD2 mitotic arrest deficient-like 1
Exons: 5
Coding region: 307-924 (205 amino acids)
Biological process (GO): mitotic spindle assembly checkpoint signaling; regulation of nuclear division; negative regulation of protein catabolic process
Cellular component (GO): mitotic checkpoint complex; cytoplasm; nuclear pore nuclear basket
Molecular function (GO): identical protein binding; protein homodimerization activity
Source: RefSeq, marked validated
GUGGUGCAACUGGGCAUAGGGCGGAAGAGCCGAUGUGGAGCGGAAUGUUGAAGAGACCCGGCUCUCUAAUGUGGGAGGGGCUUAGGGAACAAAACGGAAGCCUGAGGCGGCCUUAGGGAGGGAUUCGGAGUUACAAAGCCAGCCGGAAACUGGCGACGUAGGUGGGGCUUAGGGCUCAUUACGCCUGCGCACCGAGCAACCGGCGGGCUGCGUAGUUAUUUUUGAACCGGGUGGCGGGGAAUAGCUUAGAAGCCAUUAGGGCGCCGUCUGCGGUGAGGUUGGUAGUGUUCUCCGUUCGAUCUAGUGAUGGCACAGCAGCUCGCCCGAGAGCAAGGCAUCACCCUGCGUGGGAGCGCAGAAAUCGUGGCCGAGUUUUUCUCAUUUGGCAUCAACAGCAUUUUGUAUCAGCGUGGCAUUUAUCCGUCGGAAACCUUUACUAGAGUGCAGAAAUAUGGACUCACCUUGCUUACAACUACUGACCCCGAGCUCAUAAAGUAUCUCAAUAAUGUGGUGGAACAGCUAAAAGAGUGGCUGUACAAGUGCUCAGUUCAGAAACUGGUGGUGGUCAUCUCAAAUAUUGAAAGUGGUGAAGUCCUUGAAAGAUGGCAGUUUGAUAUUGAGUGUGACAAAACUGCAAAAGAGGAAGGUGUUCGUAGAGAAAAGUCCCAGAAAGCCAUACAGGAUGAAAUUCGCUCAGUGAUUAGACAGAUUACAGCUACUGUGACAUUUCUGCCACUGUUGGAAGUUUCUUGUUCCUUUGAUCUGCUGAUUUACACUGACAAAGACUUGGUGGUACCUGAAAAGUGGGAAGAAUCGGGACCGCAAUUUAUUACCAAUUGUGAAGAAGUCCGUCUACGCUCAUUUACAACCACAAUCCAUAAAGUGAAUAGUAUGGUGGCCUACAAAACCCCUGUCAAUGACUGACGAGACGGUGAGGAAAAGGAUGGAAUUGUCAUUCCCAAGUGUGCUUUUCCAGAAAUUAAGUCAAAUAGAGUUGCUACAUUUCCUUGUUUAAUUUUCCGGUGAAGAAAGCUAAGAUCCGACAUUGAUAAAUGUGUGUUAUUGUUCCAUUUCUUGGGUUCUUCCUGGACUUGUCUGAGUCGACAAGAGUGCUGCACAUUGUUAAGGGGAAUCAACAGAUUUUGUUAGCAUUGUGGAAUGAAUUCCUUUAAAAAUGGUCAUUGUACAUAGAAAAACUUCUGUUAAAACGCUAACUACUUCCCUUAACAUUGUAACUGGACCAGGAUAUAAAGAAGCGUUUAAAUGUAAACACAGCAGAAGGGAUCAAAGCUUUUUUAGUUCUGAGGGUCAGUCAGGAAUGUUGCCAAUCCGGAUCCAGUGAGAGAGGCAGGGAGGACAGCUUUACUAUUCAAAAGUUCUGUACUUUACUCUCAUUCCCAACUUAGGUUCGUUUGGUCUGCUGAUUUACACUGACAAAGAUUUGGUGGUGCCUGAAACGAGGGAAGAAUCAGGACCCCAGUUUAUUACCAGUUCUGAAGAAAUCCGUCUACACUGAUUUACAACCACAAGCCACAAAGGGAAUAGUAUUGUGGCCUACAAAACCCCAUCAAUGAAGAGACGGUACACAUACCAUCCCCCAUCACAUUAUACCUUCUGCUGUAUUUAUAUUUAGAUGCUUCUUUAUAUCUUGGUCAAGAUUCUUCUGAGCAAAAUCAUUAGACAAAGUAUUUAGCUUUUUAAAAGAAGUUUUUCUACCUACAGUGACCAUUGUUAAAGGAAUCCAUCCCACAGUGAAUCUGUUGGCUCCCUUAAUAACGUGUAGCACUCUUGCUGAUUCUGUGGUAAGUUCAGGAAGAACCCACGAAAUGCAGCAGUAAGACACAUUUCUCUUUAUAUAGACCCCAUAUUGAAAUACAUGCUAAUUAUUUGAUUUUGUUGUAUAUAUCUUGAGCUCACAAAGCAGUUGAUGCUGUUUAAUUUCUGUAAUAAAGAACUCUUAUUUUAAUGUUUUAUAAAAAUCAAGCUUUAAAAGUCAGUGAUACAAAAAAAUUAAGCCUUGUGUUUUAAAUUUGUGUUACAGUAUCUUUGAUAUUUAGUUUGGUGCUAAUAUAGUCAGAUACUUCAGUG